Molecule: messenger RNA, 1986 nt
Organism: Thamnophis sirtalis
Lineage: Eukaryota; Metazoa; Chordata; Lepidosauria; Squamata; Natricidae
Gene: CUNH1orf74
Product: chromosome unknown C1orf74 homolog
Source: RefSeq, a predicted model, not a curated record
CGGUGCAUCUUAUAAUCUGAAAAAUAUGGUAGCUGGGUGACCUUGAGCCACUCAUAGCCUUUCAACCUUAACAAGAAAGCAAUAGCAAACAACAUAUUGCCAAGAAAUCUACAGGGGCUUCUCCAAGCAAUUGUUAGGACUCAACAAUUACCUGAAGGCAUAAAGAAAAAAUAGAGGAGAAAGCUGAUUAAACAAUCAGCUAUUUGCCUCUCCAGUCCUUGGACAGAGAAGCAACUUCAUUAAUUCUUACAUGCUUUAUAUUUACAGUCCAAUUUAAACCAGUCUAGUUUCUGAUUUUUGCUGUUGCAAGGCUAAACAUUGGUUACUGUGGGGAAAAAAUCCACCCAAUUACUUUGAUUUGAAUGAGGUAUCACUUGUAGAUGCAAUAUGAAGCUUAUCUAGACUGCAGUAAAGGCUGAGCAUCUAUUCUCUUUUCUGAGAACCUUUCUGAACUUUUCUGUUUUCUUUGCUGAACUUGGUAUGUAUAAUUCUGCAUGAUAGUCUUGUUUCAGGAUGAAUUACAUGUAUGCGAAACUGUCCAUUGCUCCUUCCCCUCACACAUCUUCCUCUUAUUAUUUCUUUCAGUUUAAUUUAUUAACUCAUAAAAAUGAAACUAUUGGUUAUUUUUGUUACAUCACCAUGAACUGAUGUUUUUCCUAAGGCUUGGCUGAAGAAGCACUGUCUAAAGCCAGUGGACAAUUAAGUGUUCUUUUGGGAGUUCUUUAAUAGAGUUGUCUUUCUAAUGAAUGACCUAUGAAUGAUGGAGCAAUUGGCACAAUGGCUCAUUAAGGCAGCUCAACAUCAUCUUAGAAUGGGAAAGGAGAAAAGAUUAUCAUCUUCAGCCUUCUUGAAUGUAGCUGGGGUGGUACUGGUAGUAACAACUGGUUUGAAACCAGCUUUUCUAUAUGAUUACAAUUCUUCUGGGAUUUCUCAGAUCCUGAACUAUGUUCAAUAUCUUACCCCUCAACUUACGUGUUGGCUGCAUAUUCUUAAUAUAGCUGAAAAUGUUCUAAUAAUAAACUUGGAGUUGAUGUGUUUGUGUAUGGAGUCAGUCCUGCUUAGCAAUAAUGUCUUCUUCAUUGAUGUUUCUGCUUUUAGAUCCCGUCCUACUUCUAACCCAGAAAAGGUGAACCUUAUAAAAAACCAUCUGUUAGAGAUAUUGAAUCAUAUUAAAGUAUUAACAGAAGAUACGUCCCAAAUAAUAUCUUCAAGUGAACUCUUUCUGACUGAAUGGAAUCUUUGUACUCUAUUUGGUGUAUUGCUAGGGUAUCCACCAUCCUAUAAUUUUCCUACUCAGAAGAGUUCUGAUAAUUGUCUUACACUAAUUCCACUGAAAGUAUUUACUGUUUGAGCCACAUUUUGUAUGGUAAAUAGUGAUUUCAUAGUUCAGUUUUAUUCUUUCAGCAUCCCAGAACUCUUGUAUCCAGACAUGAACAUGAACCUCAGCACAUGGUGUGAAAAACUCGCAGAUGCUUUUAAAGCUCAAAAAGAAUUUGCUGAUCUCUGCAUUGCAAGUGAGGUGGUUGCUCUAUCAGCAGUGGCCUUGUAAAUAUGAAUCCCAGUUUAGAGACAGUUAACACUGUUUGUCCACAGUAUUCUACUGAUUUGUUUAAAAGCUUCAGAACAGGGGCAGUUUGGAAGCAUAGUUCAAGCAAUUAUGUCAAUGUUCUAAACAAAUACACAGUUUUCCUUUCAGCAGCAUUCAGGAUAUCCUUCAUACUUAAAUUUCCAAGAAUCUUUCAGGUUAGCAUACUUUUCCAGAAGAUAUUAAUUGAUCUGUUCUAAAUUCCAGGCAAAAAGAAUUCAGUGCUUUUCUCCAGCUAGAAUAGGCAAUGAGUUCAAUGCCAGCAUGGUCAAGUAAGUGAAUUGAGGAACCUAAGGUAUUUGAAACUGUAAGAAUGGCUAUUGUAUCAGUGGUUAUAGAGAUCAGUUUUUCAGUUUCAGUUUUAUUGAGUUUGUAUGCCGCCCUAUUCCCGAGAGACUCAG